AUGACUGCGCUCGAAGAAAUCGUUCGUCAUAACCUGUCUUCAGCUCUGAUCCUAGAAGACGAUGUCGACUGGGACAUCAGAAUCAGGCAGCAGUUGCACGACUUUGCUCUCUCAGCUCAGACCCUUACUCAGCCUCUUGCCGAUGGACCUUCGACUUAUGCGGACCCAACAUACCCGAGGCCGAUCGAGAACUCGCCAGAAGUCGUUCCGGAUAUUCCUUUUGAUUAUCUCCCAGCUACCGUGUCCCCGAAAACAUCACCAUACGGUGACGACUGGGACCUGCUCUGGAUCGGCCACUGCGGAAUGCACUUCCCAUUCCGAGACAAUAAGAGUAUACCGAAAGCUCGCAUCAUCCGCUCUAACGACGUAACCGUCGCUCCCAAGAAGAACCUAUGGACGUUCAACAUCCCAUUCACUUUUAAAGAGACGUAUCCGGAGCAUACGCGGGCUUAUCACCAUGCCCAGGAGGGUGUUUGCACGCUAGGAUAUGCGGUUAGCCAAAGGGGAGCGAGGAAGCUCCUACAUGAGGUGGCUUUGAAGGAUGUCAGCGAUGCGUACGACAUUCUCUUGAGGUUCUUUUGCGAGGGCGCCAAGGGCAGAAAACCACACAACUGCUUGACGACACAGCCGGCUUUGUUCCACCAUCACCGACCGGCCGGCCCCAACAGCGCAAUGAGCGACAUUGGGAACCACGGUGAUGGCUUUAGGGAGGUCAGCAUGACAGAUAUGGUGAGGUGGAGUGUGCGGUUGAAUGCAGAUGCGCUUCUCGAAGGGAGGAAGGAUUUUUUUGACCAAUACCCUGAUGACAUAUGA
Messenger RNA from Colletotrichum fioriniae, 813 nucleotides. RefSeq lists its product as uncharacterized. The record is from RefSeq and is a predicted model, not a curated record. Lineage: Eukaryota; Fungi; Ascomycota; Sordariomycetes; Glomerellales; Glomerellaceae.